GGACCGGUCUUUGGUGUGUAUGAGUUAGCCGCGGGUACCUGUUAUUCGUUCCGUAUGGGUAAUGGAUACCCCUUAACCCGUACAAAUUUGGGACAUGAGAUGGAGUUUCCUCUUCAAAUAGGAUUGAAUACUCGUUUCAAAUGGGACGGGUACCUAGUUUCGUCCCGUUGCCCACCCCUGAAAAUUUCAAGAUUAGCGAUUUAAAAAAACAUCCAAAUGUUUGUUUUUGAAAGAUUUGCCCUCAAUUAUUUCGAAAUUCCUCUUUGACUUCUUUCUUCUAUCAAUUUUGUUCCUUUACUUUUAAUAAAAUCCAAGCUUACCCUCACCAACACAAAUCGAAUCCUUUUUCAUCUCAUUCUUUCUCUCCUCCCGGCCCCUUCGCCGCUUCUUCAUCUCCUUCUUCCUUUGUUCCGCCAUCGUGACAAUAUCCUAAUUUGUACAAUCUCCAGAUUCAUCAGAUCUGGAGAUUUUUACGUUGAAUUUGGGGAUGACUUGUCCAAUGCGAAUCCCACUGUAUAUGUUGAUUUUUCCCCCUGGGUAAUACUGUGCUAAUGUAUUUUUAUUUUACGGUUUAAUACGGUGUCAUCUUGUUAUUUGGUUGAGCAGGAUUCGACAAAACAAGCCGAGUUUCUCAGAUGAAAGUCGAGCCAAAAUUGAAGACGAGAAAAUAAAUUAGCCGUCACUAUCAUUUUUCCACAUUUCUUAGGGAACUUAUAUCAUAUUUAACGGAUUUCUUCCUGCAAUGGAGAUAAAUAUUGUGUAAGACGGUUAGUUCAAUCCCAAAAUUGAGCUUAAAACUAUAUUUCUUUUUAUUUUCUGCAUAAUACUUAUUUUCUGCAUAAUACUAUGUAUUAAUGAGAUUGGAUUUAGCUGGACUGAACUCUUGGGCUUUUAUUUGUUUUUGUUCGUUGCUGCCUACAGUACUGUUGGGCCGUUAAUCUGAACCCCACAUUGCCGAUAAGAAAACACCCAUUGAAACGAACAUACGAAAACCUACACCAAAAAAAAAAAAAAAAAAAACACGAAAACCACCUUCCUCUCAUGGCUUCUUCUUCUGCUCUCUCCUUCCUUCCAUUAACUCAAUCCCCCAAGCUCUCAGCUCGGAACCCACUUCCAAACUCCCAUUCAUGGCGCCCGCGUCCCCCUCGCCCUAACGCACCAUCAUCCUCCUAUAUAUCCGCCUCUAUCGGAGAUGGGCCCAAUGCCACGGAGCCCAUAACCGUUGAAACUCUCCACCGGUUCUUUGAACUCAGCGUUGGCAAAUGGCACGGCUCCUUCUACCAAUUCAAUGCUCAUGGGAAGUUGAUGCAAAAUGUGAGUACGCGGCUCUCUGCAAGUACCUAUGGAGAAGAUGAUCUGAUGAGCCUCAUUCAAACGCUAUACAUAAAACAACCUCCAUUGUCAGUCUCAGACCCUAACGAAGAUCCGGAAUGGGCAGAAUACAAGAUCAAAGAGACCAAUAUGUUUACUGUCGACAGAUAUCAGCAGAUCGGCUUUUUCCCCGACACAAGGGCUUUCGCCUUAAGGUACCAGACCGCUGGCAUGCUGGAGACUGUUUUGAGGCAAGGUGUGUUGGGUGAAAAUGACACAGGAGAAGAGUCUCCCAGGAAUCUUAAGCUUCCAUCACGAAGGCCUUCUAUAGUAUGCGAGAAUUGUUUAUAUUCGCAAGACAUAGAUAGUAGGCGGGCAAGAGCCUUUCACGUUAUGAACCCUGGAGGUGACCUAGAUAUGCUUCUUGUGUUCCUGGAAGAUAGAGGGGAUGGGAAUCAUCCUCCUCCUUCACUUGACAAUCUUGGUGAGACUGCUGGUAGGGUUGAACCGUUUCUUGGUAGGUGGGAAGGUCAUUCAAUGACGAAGAGAAGUGGUGUUUAUGGAUCAACACUUACUGAAGCUGAUUCUGUUUCUUUACUUGAUAUGAACGAUAAGGGUCAGCUCAUCCAGGAUAUGACAUCAAAUUCUAGAGCAAACAACGUUGCGACCAAAGUGCAUUGGAGUGGUACCCUGGUGGAUAAUCUGAUCAUAUACGAUGGAGGGUACCAGAUAACUCUGUUGCCGGGAGGGAUGUACAUGGGAUGCCCUUGCGAUAUAGCCAAGAGCGUUGCGGAAUCCAAGUCGUUUCAUCUGGAAUUUUGUUGGCUUGAAUCUCCUGGGAAGAGACAGAGACUGGUUAGAACUUAUGACGUUGAAGGUUUGGCAGUAUCAUCCACAUACUUCUCCGAGACUAAAGUUUAAGUCUUUGAUUCUGGUUGUGUCGUGUUGGCAAGUAAAAGCUUGAGUACAGACGCCAUGUAAUAGUAUAUUGCAACACCGGAAUUGACAAAAUGAGGGUGGAAUUCUGUUAUUUGGGAGAGAAUUAGCUGGAGUGCUUGAAAUUAGUAUUCUCGGCAUAGUGAGGGAGCUGGAGAGCUUGAACUUAGAUAAGUCAAAUUUAUGCAAAUAUCAUUUCCAUGUGUUCUCUGCUCUCUUGUACGAAUUUGGGUACGCUGUAUAUGUGGUUUUUGUGUAAGCACGUAGUUUUGUUGUCGGACUAGACAUCUCGUGAUGACAUGAUCUAUAACUGUUAUAUGUACGCGGUAGUAAUUUGAACACUCAUUUGCAUUCAGUCAUGUAAACAUGGUAACUGAAGUGUCUCUUGUGGAUGAUCUUCAUUGACAUUCAUUCAUUAACAAAAAAAAGAGGCGAAACAGCUCACUGAUCACUAGUUGUGAGAUCUGUAAGAAGUUGUUUGUAUUCUUAUUUUAGUUCCUCUGUUUUGGUCGUUUGUGCUAUUUUCUUGGUGGUAAGUAACUAGCAUUUUUUUCUCAGUAUAGAGGAUUCGUUUACUAGUGAUGAUAAAAAUUUGGGUUUCAGAGCUUGUGAAACAUCUCAAAUCUUAAAUUAUUUUUUCUUUCCCACAAUGGAAUAACAAUGAAAUAAACCCAAUCACCAUGAGUGGAUUGGAUGUUGUAAAUUAACUUAUGAAUUUUAUUCAAACCCCAUUAGUGGAUUCUAGGCUAACACAUCAUUUGAUAAUCACUUUUUAGUUAGAAUUUCAGACAAAAUGAAUUCUCAGACGUUGGAAUAGUUGGAUUUUCGAUUCAUAUUGUGAUGAUUUUGAAAUUCGUCAUUAUUGAACACUCUCUAACAUUUUUAACUGUAGUUAUUUUAUGAUUUCAAUUAUUUAAACGAUGACAACUACACAUAUUGAGAGACUAUUUUCUUUUCCGCUCAAAAUGGCGUGACAUCGACCAUUCAUUUAACCUAUUUCAACAUUUCUCUACUACUGAUCAAUCUAACAGACAACAUCAUUAUUGAGAAUAAUAAGUUUCUACACUUGCAAUUUACAAACUGUUUUCCGACGAGAAAACUUGCGUAGAAAUAAAUGGACUUGCACCUUUGACUUCUUUGGACAACGAUUUCUAAGACACGGCUCAAACCUCUUCAAACAAAGUUCGAACGAGGGUGUUUGAUUGAUGGUUUUUGGGAAAGAAACUAAAUUAAAUUACUCCUACUUCUAUGGAGGUUCAGCGAGAGCUCCAACUACGACUAAGGUACAUUGCAGAUAAAAGGAUAAAGUUUGA
This is a messenger RNA of Linum trigynum, 3560 nucleotides long. The record is from the annotation of a GenBank genome assembly. NCBI's taxonomy places the organism in Eukaryota, Viridiplantae, Streptophyta, Magnoliopsida, Malpighiales, Linaceae.